Molecule: messenger RNA, 961 nt
Organism: Calidris pugnax (ruff)
Lineage: Eukaryota; Metazoa; Chordata; Aves; Charadriiformes; Scolopacidae
Gene: PIK3IP1
Product: phosphoinositide-3-kinase interacting protein 1
Exons: 4
Source: RefSeq, a predicted model, not a curated record
CCCGCGCUGACGGCCCCGUCCCCUCCAGCAGCAGUCGCCGAGGACCACAACAACUGCAGGAACCCGGACGGCGACACCGCGCCCUGGUGCUACAUCCGAGGCGCCGCCGGGGUGCCCGAACGGAGACCCUGCGACAUCGCCCAGUGCCCAGAUGCUACAGCUGCCACAGCCCCAGUCCCUACCGCAGAUGUGGGCACUUCUCAGGAGCCCGACCAGGUGUUUGAACCAGCUGAUUCCUUGCCCUCCCGGAGCGAGGCCGCGGCUGUGCAGCCCAUCGUUGGGAUCAGUCAGAGGGUGCAGGUGAACUCCAAAGAAAAGAAGGACCUAGGGACACUAGGGUAUGUGCUGGGGCUGAUCAUGAUGGUGAUAAUCAUCGCCAUUGGAGCUGGCAUUGUGCUGGGAUACAUCUAUAAGAGGGGGAAAGACCUGAAGGAAAAGCACGAACAGAAGGUUUAUGAGCGUGAAAUGCAGCGCAUCACGCUGCCGCUCUCAGCGUUCACCAACCCCGCCUGCGAGCUCGUGGAUGAGAACACAAUCGUGGUGCACACCAACCAGACGCCCGUGGAGGACACGCGUGACAGCAGCGGCCCGCUCAUGGGGCAGGCGGGUACUCCUGGUGCCUGAGCACAGGCACAGGCUGAGCAAAGCCUCCAGCUUCCCACUGUGAGUGCAGGGGUUGCGUGUGUUCAUUUCUGUUUUGUUUUCUUUUUGAUGAAAGCCAGAUGAAGGUGAUGCAGAGGGACAGAGCAGCGGGCUAUUCAUCACGAUCUGUUUGAGUGGCACCAUUCAGUGCAUGACCAGCUGGGACUGGUGUGGUGGACCCUGCUGCUUCCUCCCACCUAUCUCCAUGGUGUGCCAAGGAGCUGGGGGGGAUGAUGGGCCAGGCUCACAAGUGGCCACAGAUCCCAUAGCCCAGAGUGUGGUCUUGGCUUCCUUUUUUCCCCGUUCCUUUCCUAUUUAA